AAAGAGAAGACUUUCACAUCUUGAAGGUGAUUGGCCGCGGCACAUUCAGCGAGGUCGCAGUGGCAAAGAUGCGAAACACACAACAAGUGUAUGCUCUGAAGAUUAUGAAUAAGUGGGACAUGCUGAGGCGAGGAGAGACAGCAUGUUACCAAGAAGAGAGGGAAGUUUUGUUAAGGGGUGACAGACGCUGGAUCACAGAGUUGCACUAUGCCUUUCAAGAUGAUAACUACCUGUACCUGGUGAUGGAUUAUUAUGUAGGUGGAGACCUGCUGACUCUCCUCAGUAAAUUUGGGGAUCGGAUGCCUGAGGACAUGGCUCAGUUCUACUUGGCAGAGAUGGUUAUGGCCAUUGACUCUGUCCAUAGACUGGGUUAUGUGCACAGAGACAUCAAACCUGACAACAUCCUGUUGACAGCUGAUGGGCAUAUUAGACUGGGAGACUUUGGUUCCUGUCUGAGGCUACUUGAUGAUGGGAUGGUGCACUCGUCUUUAGCAGUCGGGACCCCAGACUAUUUGUCUCCAGAGAUCUUAAGAGCAGUUGAGGGAGGUGGAGGUUAUGGUCCUGAGUGUGACUGGUGGGCUCUGGGUAUUUGUGCUUAUGAGAUGUUGCUGGGGACCACACCUUUCUAUGCAGAGUCCAUCUCUGAAACAUAUGCCAAGAUCAUUCACUUUCAGGAGUAUUUUGAGUUUCCUUCUUCUGGCCCUGAGAUUUCAAAGGAGGCUCGUUCCUUCAUCAAUGAACUGAUCUGUGACAGGGAAAUCCGUCUUGGAAGGAAAGGCUCCAGUGAAUUUAGGAAUCAUCAGUUUUUCAGUGGACUGGACUGGAGUUCCCUGCAUAAACUCCCUGCACCUUUCCUGCCUGAAGUCUCUAAUCCAACUGACACAUCAAACUUUGACAUCCUCGACGACUGUCUUAGUGAAAUGGAGACACUAUCUGAUGUAAUGGACAGAGCUCCAAUAGGAGUACACCUGGCUUUUGUUGGAUACUCUUACACUGCUACCAGUCAGACAGGUGCUGUUGACCGCAGUCAAGAUAUCAUGAUGCAGAUAAACCACACCCAGCUUAGGGAAUGUGAGAAUCUGUAUGGACUCGAAAAACUGAGUCAGCUAUGGAAAGGUACAGACAAUCUACCAGACAAUCUGCCUCCACUGUUUGAGCUUCCACUUGCUUUAGACCAAGAUGCUGCUGCAUCCACCCACACCACCACAGUGGAGGAGGUGAUAUCAGGACUUGAUGAAGACUUGCAGAGACGAUUUCAUGAAGCAGAGAUGCGAUAUUGUGAGCUGGAGAAAGAAAUGGAUAGAUUAAGGGAAGAAAUGCAGGAAUGGAGAAUCCCCAAGAAGACAGAGUUGAGUAGCUGCCCAUCAUCUCUUGCUCUGCCUGCCCACUGUGUGGAAAGAGGGAAAGCACCUCCAGCCUGCCAUUACCCACUGGUGAUUCCUCUCCACCGCCACCUGCUCCUGUUCCACAGGAUUCGUCUGCCACAAGUAAAGAGUGAAUCAUACCUUCUGGUGUGUGCAGAAGGGGGGAGGCUCCAAAUAUGGAGGAGACACUUAUCCUAA
Pelmatolapia mariae (spotted tilapia) is the source of this 1562-nucleotide messenger RNA. Its product is annotated as myotonin-protein kinase. Lineage: Eukaryota; Metazoa; Chordata; Actinopteri; Cichliformes; Cichlidae. The coding region runs from base 69 to 1562 and encodes 497 amino acids. Gene Ontology annotation, cellular component: cytoskeleton; cytoplasm. Gene Ontology annotation, biological process: peptidyl-threonine phosphorylation; actomyosin structure organization. The transcript has 14 exons. The record is from RefSeq and is a predicted model, not a curated record. Gene Ontology annotation, molecular function: protein serine/threonine kinase activity; ATP binding.